CUCACAUUUGUGAAGCGUGCUAUUUUUUUUGUUUGAAUUUGCCUCUCAGGUAGUUUGACCCCUCCUUGCUGCCCUGUACCCAGUCAACAUCCGCCGUUGCAAACGGUGUGCCCGCACGCCCCCGCUUUCCCGCCCCCCCCCAGCGCGGUGCUCCCUCGACGGACCCAGAAGCCUUCGGUGGUGCGCGGUGCACUGACAAUUGAGUGACGGGAUGGCGGGUGUCGUGGCUCUGGGCGCUGCUUUGCUCGGUCGGAGGCUGGGAGGAGUGUUGAGUUGCAGGCCCUGGCCUGCGAGUUGCAGUGGUGUGUGUACAGCAAUAAGAAGAUUGUCAUUGGAUAAUACCCCGUCAGCCCCUCCGAAACGGCCCCUCAGUGCUUACCUGCGCUAUGUGGUGGAACAGCAACAGAAUUUGUUUAAGCAAAGCCCAGAUAUAAAGUUGUCAGAAAAGACUAAGCAGAUUGCUCACGCAUGGAGACAGCUAACACCAGAUCAGAAACAACCGUAUGAACUAGCAGCAAGUGAUGCCAAAUUGAAAUAUAAAGUGGAACUGGCAGCCUUCAAAGCGAACCUCACGCCAGCUCAACUGGCUAGCUUGAAAGAAGAGAGGAGACAGAAACUGGCGAAACGGAGAACAAUGAGGAAAAAACGAAAACUUACCAUUUUGGGGAAACCGAAACGACCUCGGACAGCCUUCAAUAUCUUCAUGGCCGAAAACUUUGAGGAAGCAAAAGGGGCAACUUCGCAGGCAAAGCUGAAAAACCUGCAGGAUGAGUGGCACCGGCAGUCUGAUCAGCAGAAGCAGAUGUACACACAACUGGCCGAGGAUGACAAAGUCCGUUACCAGAAUGAAAUCAAGUUGUGGGAGGAGCAAAUGAUUGAGACGGGACACGGCGAUGUUAUCAGAGUGAAACAGAAGAGGAGAGUUCAAAAGCUGUUACGGAAGAAAGUGAAUGCGCAUAAAAUGGCAGAUAAAACUACGAAGCCAUCUGCAACAUCAAGUACAACCAAGGCCAUCAAAAGCAAAAAGACCUCUGAAGAAUAAGGCUAUUCUUAAAAGUUCCAAUAUUUUUAUUGACCUUACUGAUAUCAGAUGUCGAAUACUGACUUUGAUUUCCUGAUAUGUCAGGAAUCUUAAUGGGAGUAUCUCCCUGAAAUGUUUCACUGAAUCUUUGAAUUUUUGUACUUGUUCAUGAUGGCCAAUGACAGCAGAUGUUAGCAGGCUUGGAAUUCUAGCUACUUAGUGAAAGAUGAUAGUAUCUGCAGCCAAAAUGGGGCAUUUGUGAACAGUCUUGUCUGCAGUAGAAGUGAUAUAAUUUAACGGUCCAUAAAUAUGCAAGUGGUGACUGAAAUAAUGAUAAUUGAGUCUUGUCUGGUGAUCAACAGACUCAUGAUUAGGUGGACUGUCCUAUGGGCUAGGUCUGUCCUGUAAAUUGUUACAACUCUUGCUUGUCAGCUGAAAUAAUGGAUCAGUACAUUUAUCAACUGAAGGAUUUUUUUCCCCCAAUUAUGGUAUGUAAAUAAAUCUCAAAUUUUCAUGUA
This is a messenger RNA of Chiloscyllium plagiosum (whitespotted bambooshark), 1539 nucleotides long. RefSeq names its product transcription factor A, mitochondrial (gene tfam). Lineage: Eukaryota; Metazoa; Chordata; Chondrichthyes; Orectolobiformes; Hemiscylliidae. Gene Ontology annotation, biological process: regulation of transcription by RNA polymerase II. The record is from RefSeq and is a predicted model, not a curated record.